Molecule: messenger RNA, 1515 nt
Organism: Nannospalax galili (Upper Galilee mountains blind mole rat)
Lineage: Eukaryota; Metazoa; Chordata; Mammalia; Rodentia; Spalacidae
Gene: Prlhr
Product: prolactin releasing hormone receptor
Exons: 2
Coding region: 210-1322 (370 amino acids)
Biological process (GO): G protein-coupled receptor signaling pathway
Cellular component (GO): plasma membrane; neuron projection
Molecular function (GO): neuropeptide binding; neuropeptide Y receptor activity
Source: RefSeq, a predicted model, not a curated record
AGGGGGCCGGAGCGGAUGGGAGGAGCUCCCAGGCCCCUCAAAAGCUGCUGGCCCACUGGAAACCCCUGGAUCCGUUGGUACAGCUUCCGAGGAGAAGAGAGCAGCCCGGGCGGCCGUCGUGGGCCGAGGACCACUGAGGGACAGCAGGCUGUCCACUCCUCCCUCCCGGGAGCGCACACCCGCCGGCCAAGCCGGGUCCACAGGUGGCCAUGACCUCACUGCCCACUCGAAGCCCCGGGAACCCCGGUUUGUUUUCUGGGCUGCCGCCAGCAGGCUCACCUCCAGCCAACCAGAGCGCAGAGGCCUCGCGGAGCAAUGGGUCGGCUGCGGGGCCCCGCGCGGCAGCGGUCACGCCGUUCCAGAGCCUGCAGCUGGUGCAUCAGCUGAAGGGGCUAAUCCUACUGCUGUACAGCAUCGUGGUGGUCGUGGGGCUGGUGGGCAACUGCCUGCUGGUGUUGGUGAUCGCGCGGGUGCGCCGGCUGCACAACGUGACCAACUUCCUCAUUGGCAACCUGGCUCUGUCCGACGUGCUCAUGUGCGCCGCCUGCGUGCCGCUUACGCUGGCCUACGCCUUCGAGCCUCGCGGCUGGGUGUUUGGUGGCGGCCUGUGCCACCUGGUUUUCUUCCUGCAGCCAGUCACCGUGUACGUGUCCGUGUUCACACUCACCACGAUCGCUGUGGACCGCUACGUCGUGCUGGUGCACCCGCUGCGCAGGCGCAUCUCGCUGAGGCUCAGCGCCUACGCCGUGCUGGCCAUCUGGGCGCUGUCCGCGGUGCUGGCGCUGCCGGCCGCUCUGCACACUUACCACGUGGAGCUCAAGCCCCACGACGUGCGCCUCUGCGAGGAGUUCUGGGGCACGCAGGAGCGCCAGCGCCAGCUCUACGCCUGGGGGCUGUUGCUGGGCACCUACCUGCUCCCUCUGCUGGUCAUCCUCCUGUCGUAUGUCCGGGUGUCGGUGAAGCUCCGGAACCGCGUGGUGCCUGGCAGUGUGACCCAGAGCCAGGCUGACUGGGACCGAGCGCGCCGCCGCCGCACCUUCUGCUUGCUGGUGGUGGUGGUGGUGGUGUUCGCAGUCUGCUGGCUGCCGCUGCACAUCUUCAACCUGCUGCGGGACCUUGACCCGCGCGCCAUUGACCCCUACGCCUUCGGGCUGGUGCAGCUGCUCUGCCACUGGCUCGCCAUGAGCUCUGCCUGCUACAACCCCUUCAUCUACGCCUGGCUGCACGACAGCUUCCGGGAGGAGCUGCGCAAGCUGCUACUGUCCUGGCCCCGCAGGAUCGUGCCCCAGGGCCAAAGCAUGACUGUCAGUGUGGUCAUCUGAUGCCAGCCUGCCAGGCCUGCUCUGGGAAGCUCCACAUCCCUUUGCUAUAGAAGUCGCACUGAGGUCGGGCUUGAGACCUUAUUUCCAGCACCAGAGCUAAGCCAACACAGUGCAAAAUUCCCAUCCCAGCAUUGUCUAGCUGUCUGUCUUGUUCUUCUGUCUCUGUGAAAUGUUAAGUGGAUUUUGGUAUGCA